CUCGUUGUUGACUUUGCGCUCAAAACAAAUCGGUUUUUCGUUCAAUGAUAACAGACGUUCGGAUUUCAGAACAUUUCAUUCUUGUCAUAUUUCUAAAACACUGAAGUAAUUCAUUAUCAGAGACAUUUUAAACUAAAAAAAAUACUAUGCGCGACGCAAAUGCAAACGAACGAACUGCACUCACCACUGGUACUGGUGGUGCAGAUUCAUUCGAAAUUUCCCCUAAAGAUCUACAAAAAUUAAUGGACUGUCGUAAAUUGGAGGCUGUUAAAUAUCUUAAUGAGAAAUACGGUGGAGUUGUAGGAUUAUGUCGACUACUUAAAACAUCUCCACAAGAUGGUUUACAUGAAGAUGAUUUCUCUAAACGUAUUAAUACAUUCGGUGCUAAUGUUAUACCACAACAACGUGCUAAAACAUUUUUAAGAUUAAUGUGGGAAGCUUUACAAGAUUUAACAUUAAUUGUUUUAAUUGUUGCUGCAUUCAUUUCACUUGCAUUAUCACUUUAUAUAAAAUAUGGACAAGCACCAACAUUUGAUGAAUCGGAAGGACAAGCUGGUUGGAUUGAAGGUUUAGCCAUUCUUAUUGCUGUAUUUGUUGUUGUAUUUGUUGUGGCAUUGAAUGAUUGGCAAAAGGAACGACAAUUUCGUGGUUUACAAAAUAAAAUUGAAUCAGAGCAUACAUUUUUUGUUAUACGUAAAGGUGAUACUAAACAAAUUCCUGUAAAAGAAAUUGUUGUUGGUGAUGUAUGUCAAGUAAAAUAUGGUGAUCUCCUACCAGCUGAUGGUAUAGUGAUACAAUGUAAUGAUUUAAAAAUUGAUGAAAGUUCAUUAACUGGUGAAUCGGAUCAAGUAAGAAAAAGUGAAACAAAAGAUCCUGUCCUACUUUCAGGCACUCAUGUUAUGGAAGGUUCCGGUAAAAUGGUUGUUACUGCCGUUGGACCGAAUUCACAAGCUGGUAUAAUAUUUGCUUUGCUAUCUUCUGGUUCUCAUGAUGAACAUGGUGGCGGUGGUCAAGAGAAAAAAAAGGAGAAAAGCAAAACUAAAAAGAAUGGUAAAAAAGGGAAAAAGAACACUGACAAAGUACCAUCUGCUAAUUCCGAUGCUUAUCAAAUGAAAUCAAAGGAGAAUAAAACAAAAACUGAAUCUGAUACAGAACAGAAUUCGAAACCGAAGAAAAAACCACGUCGUAAAGAACAAUCUGUGUUACAAGCAAAAUUAACUAAAUUAGCCAUACAAAUUGGUUAUGUUGGUACAUGUGUUGCAAUAGCUACUGUCCUAAUAUUAAUCAUAAAAUUUUCAGUACAUACAUUUGCACAAAAUAAAGAACCAUGGCAAACUGGAAAACAUUUGAAACAAAUAGUUAAUUAUAUUAUUACUGGUGUGACAGUAUUAGUUGUUGCUGUUCCCGAAGGUUUACCACUUGCGGUAACUUUAUCAUUGGCAUAUUCAGUGAAACGUAUGAUGAAAGAUAAUAAUCUAGUUCGACAUUUAGAUGCAUGUGAAACAAUGGGCAAUGCAACAGCAAUUUGUUCAGACAAAACUGGUACAUUAACUACAAAUCGUAUGACAGCUGUUCAAUGUUUUGUUGGUAAUAAACAUUAUAAACGUAUACCAACAGCUUCAGAAUUACCAGAAUCUAUCACCAAUCUCAUAGUAAUGAAUAUAUCCAUCAAUAGUGGGUAUACAUCGAAACUUUUGCCUCCCGAUAAUCCAAAUGCUUUACCAAAACAAGUUGGAAAUAAAACAGAAUGUGCUUUAUUAGGUUUUGUCAAAUCUAUUGGACGUAGCUAUGAAGAAAUACGUACACAAUGGAGUGAAGAACGUUUAUAUAAAGUGUACACAUUUAAUUCAAUACGUAAAUCCAUGAGUACAGUUAUUAAAGAAUCAGAUAAUCCACUGUCAUUUUUAUUGUUUACUAAAGGUGCUUCAGAAAUGGUUGUUAAAUGUUGUUCUUGGAUGAUGGAUGAACAAAAUAAACCAAGACCAUUCAGUCUACAAGAUCAAGAACGUUUAACUGAAGCAGUGAUUGAACCAAUGGCAGGUGAAGGUCUUCGAACCAUUGGCAUAGCUUAUAAAAAAAUUACAAUAGCUACAAAUUCAAAAAGUCCAAAUGAUAUGAUUGUACAAAGUGAACCGAAUUGGGAUGAUGAAGAACAUUUAUUAGAAGGUCUUACUUUAUUAGGUAUUAUUGGAAUUGAAGAUCCAGUUCGACCAGAAGUACCAGCUGCUAUACGUCAAUGUCAAAAAGCUGGUAUCACUGUACGUAUGGUAACUGGUGAUAAUGUAAAUACAGCACGAUCAAUUGCAAUGAAAUGUGGUAUUAUACAACCAGGUGAAAAUUUUCUUGUUAUUGAAGGUAAAGAAUUUAAUCGACGUAUUCGUGACAAAGCAACUGGUAAAGUUAGACAAGAUUUAUUUGAUCAAGUAUGGAUUAAUUUAAGAGUAUUGGCCAGAUCUUCACCUCAGGAUAAAUACACAUUAGUCGGUGGGAUAAUUAACAGUCGUGCAACACCAUCACGUCAAGUAGUCGCUGUCACUGGUGAUGGUACAAAUGAUGGUCCAGCGUUGAAACGUGCAGAUGUUGGCUUUGCAAUGGGUAUAGCUGGUACAGAUGUAGCAAAAGAAGCAUCCGAUAUUAUAUUGACAGAUGAUAAUUUUUCAAGUAUUGUUAAAGCUGUUAUGUGGGGUCGUAAUGUAUAUGAUUCAAUUACAAAGUUUUUACAAUUUCAAUUAACUGUAAAUUGUGUGGCAAUUAUUGUUGCAUUCGCUGGAGCAUGCUUUUUAGAUGAUAGUCCAUUGAAAGCUAUACAGAUGUUAUGGGUCAAUUUAAUUAUGGAUACAUUGGCUAGUUUAGCAUUGGCUACAGAACAACCAUCAGUGGAAUUAUUAGAUCGUGCACCAUAUGGACGUACUCAACCAUUGAUUAGUAGACAAAUGGCUAAAAAUAUCUUAGGUCAUUCUAUAUAUCAAUUGGGUGUUAUAUUUUUCUUAUUAUUUUAUGUUCAAUUAAUAAUGGAAGUCGAUAAUGUAUCGGGGAUAACAGUACAUGAACCAACACAACAUUAUACUAUAAUAUUUAAUGCUUUAGUAUUAAUGACAUUAUUUAAUGAAUUUAAUGCAAGAAAAAUUCAUGGACAACGUAAUGUAUUUAGUGGUUUACAUAGAAAUCCAUUAUUUAUUAUAAUUUGGUUUGUAACAUUUUUAUUACAAGCAUUAAUUAUACAAUUUGGUUCAUAUGCAUUCAGUACAAAAGCAUUAGAAUUAGAUCAAUGGGCUUGGUGUUUAUUCUUUGGUGUUGGUGAACUUGUCUGGGGUCAGGUUGUUAAUACAGUACCGAAUGCAAUUAUACCAAAAUGUAAAUGUCGUAAACGUAAACGUCCCACAGUUGUCGGUGUUAACGAAAAUGCAGCUGAUGAAUAUAUUAAGGAUGCAAUUGAAGUCGGUGAAGCUGAUGAAGAAGAAGAUGAAAUUUCUCCAUUAUCACUAGGUGGUGCUAAUAUGGGAAUUGGUGGACGUAUUUUAUGGAUUCGUGGUGUAAAUCGUAUUCAAACACAGAUGCAAGCUAUGAAAGUGGUCGAUGCAUUCCGUAUGGGACUUGGACCACAUAUUGAUUUGGAACAACGUAGAAGUAUUGGUUCGUUGGCAUUUAGACAACGUCAAAAUUCUAGUAUUGAAUAUGUGGAUGCUGAUGCUCCAGAUGAAUCUUAAUUAUAUUUAUUUGUUUAAAUACGCUUAUACGUUUAUGUUUUUAUGAAAAUAUGAGCAUCAAUAUUUGUGUCAGCGCUCGAUAAUAUUGAUUAAACACUAUACAGAAUUAUAUCUUUUUAAUCCAUACUUUACCCUAAUAGAUAGUUGAUCAUAUCAAUUAUUAUAAAGACCUAAACAUAUGCGAAAUUUGUAUUUCUUUCCUCCGUAUAUACAAAAUCUCCCUAUCUCUUUCUCUCUUUCUGAUACACACACAUCCACACAUAAGCUACAACUCUCUACGUCCGUGGGUGUGUGUGUGUGUGCGGGUACGUGCUCAAUUUUCUUAUAUAAACAGUAUGUAAUUAGCAUUGUAUUGUUAAUGUUGCCAUUAUCUCUGUUGUUAUUGUUGUUUAUUCUUAUUUUCAUGAAUUGACGAUCACUCCCUUCCAACAUUGAUAUACCAUAUGUAUUACAUACAUUUUAUUUUUGCUUUAAGACAACGUUGUUGUUGUUGUCGUCGUCGUCGUCUUUAUACUGUUCGUUUGUUACUUCAUCUUCAUUUAGUUCUUCGUCUGUUUGCUCGUUUGUUGCUUCGUUUUUCUUCAUUCUCUUCUCUCUCUGUUUUUUUCUUUUCCUUGCUUAUAUUGAUUAUUGUUUCUCUAUUUUGUUUUUCUCUUUAAUAUUUUAUAAGAGAAUUUUAAUAAUGAACAGUGAUUAAUAAUUCAAGAGAUUAUUUGUAUUAUUGACAAUGUUACUUUACUUUCUCAUUUGGUUUUAUUCAAUAUUAUUAUAGUUUUUAAAAAGAAUUUUUUUUAAAAUUCUGGUUUAUUAUUAGUAGUAUAUUGAUAGUAGUAUUGUAACAAGGUAUUCAUUGUUGCCUUUUUUUCUAAAAAAAAUCAUCAAUAAUUGAUCCAAUAAUGAUCAUAUUUCCCUUGUCUUUUUUUAUUAAAAUAAACCCGUUUCUUAUCCCUCUGUCUCUAUCUCAUGCAUAUAUAUAUAUAUUUGUACAGUGUGUUGUUGUCCGGGCUCGAAGCAUGAGAUUUGUUAAUGUUCUGUACUCCUCCCCCUCUCUCUGUUCCUUUGUGCGUGUGUUUAUCUGUCUCCAUCUUUCUCUUUGGAACUACUGCUAAUUUAAUCCGUUUUGAUUUCGUCUGAUCUCUUCUUUUCUCUGAAUGUUCAAAAUACUACUGAUCUAUUUUAUUUACGUAUAUGUUUGUUUACACAAAAUGGAGAUAUAACCAAACAAGACCUGAUUACAUAGUUUCUCCUUUAUAUAAAUAUAGGUGUAUGAUGAUUUGUGUUUGUUAUUGUGUGUGUGUGUGUGUACUCACUAGUGCCGAUGAACGAAUUGCUUUUUCCUCUCUUUUUUUGGCUUCGUUUCCUUAUUUUUUUAAAACAAACAUCUUAACAGUAUUCACAAGAAAUGAAUUUCCUCUUUUUUUUCUGGUUAACGAAUUUAUUAUUUCACUUCAACAACUAAGUUUCUUGCGUUACACACCACUCACACACACAAACACAUACCCUUUACAUCAAUUUAGUUACUCUCUAUAUUUUUGCUAAUAAGAAAUAAACUUGUGCAUAUACAAAAUGAUAUACACACAUGCAAGUUGAGUAUGUAGAUUGUAUUCAGUUUGUUUCUAUCGCAUUCGUAGGUACGACUACUACUAUUACUACUUCAGUAAUUCUACUUUUGAAGAGUUAGUCAUCAUAUGUUGUGUUCAUAUUGUGAAAUUAACAAGUCUAAGGAUAAAAAAAUCUUUAUCAGAAUUAUUACAGAAGUGUUUGUUUACUCCUACCACCACCAUCCCCUUACACACACAUUAACAGUAGUUGUCAAUAUGAUGAAUUGAUAUCUCAUAAUGUUAAUUUUAUCUUUUUCCUUAAUAUUUUUUUUCUUCUGCUUAAUCAUUUGAUUACCCAUAAUUUCAGUCUUUGUUUACCCCUCUGCCUCUCAUUCAUGUUUACAUGAAGCUCCUUAUGUAUGUAUGUAUGUAUGUACGUGUAUUAAUUUGUGUAUAUUCACAUAUUCAAUACAUGUAAAUUAGACAUCAUUCAUUCUUCUUUCAAUCUUCAUUAUUCUCAUUUUUGUUUCAUGUAUUAUGUAAUAAUGAAGGGGUGGGAUGUUUCUUUAUUAUCAAUCAAUCCCUUCUUCAUCUUCUAAAUGUUAUUAUAUACCAGGUUUAUCAUAAUUUAAAAUUAAUUUUUUCUUGUUGAAUAACUAUAAUAAAUAAAUUCAAAUUAGUUGCCUUGUUUUUCACAAAUACAAAAAAAAUGCAAUCUAUUUCCAUAUUACGACCAUAUGUAAUUAUAUAAUGGUGCAUAUUGUACAAUCCUCUUGCUCAAAUACAGGUAUAUAUAUUGAAUAUGUCAAUAUACCUGUUGUUUAAUGUUUAAUCAUUUGAAUUCAUACAACCUUCUUGUAUGUGUGUAUACUUGUGUACUUCUAUAUGUUCACAAGAGGUACUCUAUGUGUGUAUGUGUGAGUGAAUGUUUAUUUCUUUUUUUAUACAACAUGUUUAUUUCUCCCUCUCCCCCCAUUCUCUCUCUCUCUCGCGAUUCAAUUAUGUUUACAUGUCAUAGUUACAAUAAGAAAAUUCAUUUAUCACACAUUAUAAAUUAAUCAAUAAAAAGAAAUAAACAAUCGAUCAAUGAAAACACAAUGAAAAUGAAUGGUUCUAAUAAUAAAAAAACAAAAAAAGACAAAUCAGUGACAAUAGUAUUAACUGCCUAUUACCUAUAACUCAUAUUAUUAUGAUGAUGAUAAUAAUAAUAAUGAUUAUUAUUACUGCUGCUCUAAGGUAAACAACGUUUGUUUCAUUAUUAUUAUUAUUAUUACUAUAAUUAAUAAUAAUGUUAUGUUUUAUUAUUACUAUAAUUAUUAUUGAUUUUUCACAAAUUCACUUCUUAUCCAAACUACUACCUACACACCCACUACCCUAUUGAAUAAUUUAUUGAUCUUUUUCUCUCUUUCUCUCUCUCUCUCUCUCCCAGUUUUUGUUGCACUGAAGAAAAAAAAGAGCAAAAAAUAAACUUUUAUGAUUGCUUGUUUAUUUCAAUUAUUAUUAAUAAUAAUAUUGUAUUGUUAAUAAUAUGAAUACCAUUACUUCUACUAUAAUUAUUAUCUUUAUGUUUUUCUUUUUUUCUUUCUUUCGUUCUUUAACUUGACUUUGUUUCGUUGAUGAAAACAAUUAGAGAAGUGAGAGGGAUGGCGGGGAAGUGUGUAUGAUGAUUUCUAACAGUAUCUAAUCAAGUAGAAAAUAAUUUUCAUUUUG
Messenger RNA from Schistosoma margrebowiei, 6958 nucleotides. The record is from the annotation of a GenBank genome assembly. NCBI's taxonomy places the organism in Eukaryota, Metazoa, Platyhelminthes, Trematoda, Strigeidida, Schistosomatidae.